Messenger RNA from Cucumis melo (muskmelon), 1735 nucleotides. RefSeq names its product UPF0481 protein At3g47200-like. Bases 272 to 1735 code for a protein of 487 amino acids. The transcript has a single exon. Lineage: Eukaryota; Viridiplantae; Streptophyta; Magnoliopsida; Cucurbitales; Cucurbitaceae. The record is from RefSeq and is a predicted model, not a curated record.
CAAUUCUACAAUUGUAUUGUAAACUUGAAAGCUCCAUUUUAACAUUUGUAAGAGUUUUUUUUUGAUUCAGGGGUUUGUAAUUGUAAUGAAUUCCAAUUGAUCGCUGCACUACUACUUUUUAGUUUGAAAUUAAUAACAAUUGAUCCACGCUUUUUCAAAGAAAAAAACGGUAAUGCAUAUUCAAUAUUGAGUAAAAAUUUGAAGAUAUAUGGGUGCAGGGUGCUUGUUGAAGGAGAUUUAGAAACAUAGGUGUGUUUCAAUAUUUCAAUAAAUGGAAAAUAGUGAGAUUGAAAUGAUACAAGCGAACCACGACAUAACUUACAAAGUGGAAGAACCAAUAACUGGUGAUGCUGAUCAAGAGCUUUGUGUUAAUGUUGUGAUGUUUAUUAAAAAUAUUUUAGAACAAGUGCCUCAAGUUAAUCCAAAAAUCUGCAUCUAUCGAAUUUCCAAAGAGGUACGCGAGUUGAAUGAUAGAGCGUAUGCUCCUCAAUUCAUUUCCAUAGGCCCUUUUCAUUAUCACACUCGACAGGAUUUGAUAGCCAAUGAAUACUAUAAGUAUCAAGGUUUUAAUAACUUUCUACGUCGUAUAAGUAUUAAUAAUGAGCAGAUUGAAUCAAUGGAAGGAAGUCAGGUUAAAAUUAAUACAGUAAAGUUUCUUGUGGAAAAAUGUCAUGGGUUAAUGAAAGAAGCUUGGAAUUGCUACGCAGAUCAAAUAAAUAUGAUGGAGGAAGAGUUUGUUGGAAUGAUGCUUGUGGAUGCUUGUUUCAUAGUCGAGUUUCUUAUACUGCUUCGUGGCCGUGUAUCCAAUAUACAAAGAAUAAUAUCAAAAAUAGAUUCUAAAUUCUACCAAGGAGCACUAUACGAAAUACUUGGUGACUUGAUAAAGUUGGAAAAUCAAGUUCCUUUUUUUCUUCUUCAAAGUCUAUUUGACCUGAUAACAAAGGAUGAUUUACCCUUGGUUGGGACUCAUGAGAGAGCCUCCUUGAUGGAUCUUACAUGCUUUGCUUUUAAGAUUUUUGUUGUGGCGGGGUAUCAUCUUAAUUAUAUGUAUGAUAAAACGACACCAAAGCACUUGGUUGAUUUCUCUAGUAUCUUUUUCAUGUCGGCACCCACUUAUGUUGAAGACAACCAUAAAUAUGUGCACACUAAAGAUCGGUGGUGCAUUUCUCCAUCCGUAACUACGCUCUGGGAGGCUGGUGUCACCAUCAAACCAAGUUACGUAGAAUCAUGUUUGACGAGCAUAAGCUUCGAAAACGGGGUUUUGAAUAUCCCACAUAUAAAUAUGGGAAAAACCUUCGAAAUUAUGAUACGAAACCUUAUAGCAUUUGAUCAUUACCCUGCAGGAAAUAAGAACAUGUAUGCAGUCGAAUAUGUGUCAUUUCUACAUGAUUUGAUGAAGGAAGAGCAAGAUGUACAUUUACUUGUGAAGGUUGGAGUCAUAGUCAACAGUGUUGGUGGCGGUGAUAAAUACAUUUUAGACUUCUUUAACAAUCUCUCUAGAUAUAACAUGGUCUCACCUUUUUCCCAAUUUGGUGAAAUCGCUGAAACUUUACAUGUAUAUUGCAAUAGACGGAGGAACAGGGCAAAACGUUAUUGGAAUAAGGCGAAAGUUACAUUGAGACAUGACUAUUUCACUACACCAUGGACUACUAUCUCUGUCAUUGCUGCAACUUUCCUCAUUCUUCUCACCCUCCUUCAAACCAUAUUCUCUGCUAUAUCGGCAUUUCCUGGCUAG